Candida dubliniensis CD36 is the source of this 1773-nucleotide messenger RNA. RefSeq lists its product as uncharacterized. Bases 1 to 1773 code for a protein of 590 amino acids. Gene Ontology annotation, molecular function: guanyl-nucleotide exchange factor activity. Gene Ontology annotation, cellular component: cytoplasm. Gene Ontology annotation, biological process: regulation of GTPase activity. The record is from RefSeq and is a predicted model, not a curated record. The transcript has a single exon. NCBI's taxonomy places the organism in Eukaryota, Fungi, Ascomycota, Pichiomycetes, Serinales, Debaryomycetaceae.
AUGGUGUACAAUACUAUUAGCCAACCAUACCUUCAACAGGGACAAGACAUCUAUAAUUCCUGUAAUCAGCUGUCUGUGUCCGAUGUGACAACUGUCAGAGAUUCAACCAGUCCUAAUUUCAAAACCCUACCGCCAAUAAAUUUAAAAGACAGCACUACACAUAUUCCCGUGAAAAUCAAUUUCCUGUCAAAUACAAUUUCUCCACAUAUUCCAGACUCGCAAAUUACAAAUACACCGACAACAAUAACUGAUGUAGUAUCUCCGCAACCGUACUGUUCGUAUUCACCACAAGAUCAGACUAGAAUUGCCAUACAGAAAAAUCUAAAGCUAGCAAUGGAAGAAAUCAAAAGAACUGAAUCACAAUACCUAUCUAACUUGAAAACUUUGAAACGAGAUUAUUUUGAGAAAUUAAUAGAAGACAUAAAUUUGGAAGUGCCGGUUCCAAUAAAAAUUGUGUACAAUAUUCUAGCUGAAUUAAUACAGUAUCACGACAAAAUGACAAAACUAUUUGAAAGAGUAGAUGAUAUAAACAUUUUAAAACAAUGCGAGGAUUAUUGCUCAAUAAUAGCUGAAAACGGGAUCAAUCUUUUUUGGUAUAAGUGGUAUUGCUCGCAGCACCAGAUAAUACAAGAACUGUAUCACGAAUUUUCUCAACAAAGUGACGGGUUGAAAUCACAGUCGAAUUGGAGGCAAUUUGUUUUCAGAACUUGGUUUACUGGCUGGCAAAAGUUUUUUGAAAGCCAGCAAGGUGUCGGGUUAAAAAAGGACUUUUCAUUGAUGUCUCUACUACAGCGACCAAUUGAUAGAAUAACAAAAUACCGACUAUUUGUUGAGACUAUUUGUAAAAACUGUACUAAAUUAGGUCAUGAAACCACUAAUAUUCAAAUCAAUUUUGCAAGAAUCUGCAACCAAUUAAAUCAAAUCAAUCGAAACACAGAAGAUAGAGGCAUACACAAAGACUUAUUCGAAUUGAUAGACUUCAACACAAUAACCUACCAUGAGAUGCAAAUUGAUUUCCAGUUUUUUGGAAUCCCGUAUCUAUUUGGAACUUGUUGGGCAGUUUAUGUUGAAAAUAAAGUCCCCAAAGGUCAUAAUCUACCGAUUCUAUUGUUCAAAAGUCAUUUGAUUUUGAUUGAGUACUGUGGUUACUCUAAACGAAGAAAAUUUGAACCCAAAUUUGUCAUUCCUGUGAUCAAGUGUCAUUUAGAUUUGGAAUCAACAACUUCUUCCUACGGACUACAUACAACUUACCCACAUUGCCUUAAACUUCUGUUUGAGAUAGGUCUUUGCAACUACGAACUACUACUUUGCUGGCUCACCAAAAGUGAUUACGACAUUUGGUGUGAGGAAUUAACGGUAAUAGUUUGUUUUGUAAAUGGAAGUCAUGUAUUGCCAAAACCGACAACAACUGAAACAACCCAAUAUUUGUAUAAAUUACCCACUAGCUUGUCUCCCUAUGAUAUAAACACAAAUUUUGAUUCAUUCACGAUUUUACAAGGUAAUUGCUACUUUAAACAAUGCUUACUAAUAAAAAUUGUUAUCGACAAAGUUCUAACGAAAUUGUUGCAUAUAGAGAACACAGACACCACCCACAACUUGAGAACAACCAAUUAUGAAGACAAGGAAUAUAAAAUCAUUUUCGAAAAUAAACCUUUAGUCACAAACGAAAGGUUUUUCAGAGCAUCGAUAAGCAAAGGCUUGCGCAUAUAUUCGAUUCAGGAAUCAGAGGAUAAAUUUAAAGACUUUUUCCACAAUUGGCAAAUAAAAACUUAA